Molecule: messenger RNA, 4999 nt
Organism: Xyrauchen texanus (razorback sucker)
Lineage: Eukaryota; Metazoa; Chordata; Actinopteri; Cypriniformes; Catostomidae
Product: MAP/microtubule affinity-regulating kinase 4-like
Exons: 19
Coding region: 887-3271 (794 amino acids)
Biological process (GO): protein phosphorylation; microtubule cytoskeleton organization; intracellular signal transduction
Cellular component (GO): cytoplasm
Molecular function (GO): ATP binding; protein serine/threonine kinase activity; tau-protein kinase activity
Source: RefSeq, a predicted model, not a curated record
GCAGCCCUGCCCAGCCUAUUCUUUCUCCUGACGUCCUUCGUUGAUGCCCGUGUCACACACUGCUGAAGAUGAACAUUUUACAUUGACUGUACACUUUUUUUUUAUCUGGUACUUUUUGGGAGCACUGGGAUUCCGUUUCUUCGAAAAGGGAAAUGUUUAUUGGCCUUUGUUUGGAGCGUUUCUGAACACGACGGUACUGAGCUCGAGACACCCGUAAUAUUUUGUCUUUCGUAUUGUAUCCGCUGUUUCAGGGUGCUAUUUAUUUAUUAAUAUUGUUCCCCCCUGGAAAUGUACACAGAUGGCUCUUUGAAGGGGACACUGCGUCCGUGGGAGUGGUUUGUUAAUUUUUCCUCUGGACAGCACCGACUCAUUGCAAAAAGCUUCGUCAGACUGUCAGAAAUGACGCUGUUUUCUCCUGUUUGACGAUCGUUCUGUUUUUUUCCUCUUCUGUUCUGCUUUUGUUUUCUUUCUGUCUCUUGAUCUACAAUCUCACGGUGUUUCGUUGUGGGAUAUCAACAUACAGACACGAGACUGCAAAACUGUUCAUUGGCGCGUUUAUAUGGACAUGAUAUGAGGACACUUGGAUGGGACAUUCUCGUAUAGCUUAGGACAAAACAGCAAGUCAGACCAUCGCAGACAUGAGCAUCAUAUAGCCCUUUGGCCUCAUCCACCAGUAUUCGACGUGCCAUCAAGUAAACUUGACCGGAAUGAGGAUUGUUUGAGCUUUACGUUUGGCAAGAGAGGGCAGCGAUAGCCUCGCGAUACUGGCUCGGCUGUGGAGUGGUCGAUGACGACUGUUUCUGCUGUCAUUGCUGAUUAAAUUAGUAAAUAUACAGCGGAUCGCUGAAAUUAAUCCAGUGUUGCUGUAGGCUAAACUCCAGGGACGAUGUCCUCUCGCGCAGCGCUGCAGCCGGGGAACGAAAGGAAUGCAGACCAACAUGCCUCUCUCUCCGCCAGUCGUUCAGAGAAGGGCUCGGGAUGGUCGAGUCGAUCGCUGGGGGCCCGUUGCCGGAAUUCCAUCGCCUCUUGCUCAGACGAACAGCCUCACAUCGGCAACUACCGACUGCUCAAAACCAUCGGCAAGGGCAAUUUCGCCAAAGUGAAGUUGGCACGCCAUAUCUUGACCGGCAGGGAGGUUGCAAUAAAAAUCAUUGACAAAACCCAACUCAACCCUACAAGUCUACAGAAGCUCUUUCGAGAGGUGCGGAUCAUGAAGGGCCUCAACCAUCCAAACAUAGUUCAGCUCUUUGAAGUGAUUGAGACGGAGAAGACACUCUACCUUGUUAUGGAGUACGCCAGUGGUGGUGAAGUGUUUGACUACCUUGUAUCCCAUGGGAGAAUGAAGGAGAAGGAGGCACGUUCUAAAUUCCGGCAGAUUGUGUCUGCUGUUCAUUACUGUCAUCAGAAGAAUAUCGUUCACAGGGACCUGAAGGCGGAAAACCUGCUGCUUGAUGCAGACUCCAACAUCAAGAUUGCUGACUUUGGCUUCAGUAAUGAAUUUAAACUGGGCAAUAAGCUGGACACAUUCUGCGGCAGUCCUCCCUACGCCGCCCCUGAACUCUUUCAGGGGAAGAAAUACGAUGGGCCAGAGGUGGAUAUCUGGAGUCUCGGGGUGAUACUCUACACACUAGUAAGCGGAUCACUGCCCUUUGACGGACAGAACCUAAAGGAAUUACGAGAGCGUGUUUUGAGGGGGAAAUACCGUGUACCAUUCUACAUGUCCACCGACUGCGAGGGCAUCCUGCGCAGGUUCCUUGUACUCAAUCCCACCAAGCGCUGCACCCUGGAGCAAAUCAUGAAGGAUAGGUGGAUAAAUAUUGGGUAUGACAGUGAUGAGCUGAAGCCUCAUAUUGAGCCUGUGGAGGAUUAUAAUGACACCAGCCGUAUAGAUGUAAUGGUAGGAAUGGGUUACUCCCGUGAUGAGAUCAGAGACGCCCUGACCACACAAAAGUACAAUGAGAUAUUUGCCACGUACCUGCUGCUAUGCCGCAAGAACGAGGAUGGUAUAGAGACCCGGUCGAGCAACAGUCUGUCUCUAGCACGGGUUCGGCCCAGCACCAUCACGAAUGGCACCAGCAAACACUCCUCCACCUCCUCAUCCAGCUCCACCUCUGCCUCAACCCACACUAAACCUCAGCGCAGUGCCUCCACCUACAACCGCCAGAGGAGGCACAGUGACUUCUGUGGGCCGUCAGUGCCAGUAGCUCAACCCAAACGCAUCAGUACAGGAAAGGGGGAACUAAAGGAGGAGCAUCUGCCCUCACGUAAGGCCAGCUCCAGUGUGGUGGGCAGUCGUAGCAUCCCCCCUUCAAGCCCCAUGGUUAGCACAGCUAACAACCCCAACAAGGCUGAGAUCCCAGACCGUCGCAAAGAAAUCAAUGCAACAACGAACAACAUCCCUGCCAGUGCCAUGACUCGUAGAAACACAUAUGUAUGUACGGACCGCACCAGCACAGACAGACACGCCUUACUACAAAAUGGGAAAGAGAACAGCUCCUUGUCACAUCGAAUACCUCCAGCCUCUCCGUCCACCCAUAGUAUAUCUGGGGCUGGGGCCGGGGCCUCCAGCUCCACAUCCUCUGAACGCUCUCGGCUGAUGAGGGGCUCCACCAUCCGCAGCACCUUCCAUGGGGGGCAGCUCCGGGACCACCGGGCUCCCACCCAUGCACCACCCACCUCCCCUACUCUGUCCCACGAAGCCAGCCCUCUGCCUCACUCUCGUAGCCGGGCAACCACCAACUUGUUCACCAAGCUGACCUCCAAACUCACCCGCAGGGUCAAUCUUGACCCCUCUAAGCGGCAGAGCUCAAACAAGUCUGUCUCGGGCUGCACUCUGCCACAGGGAUCAAAAACAGUUAGGUCACAGACGAACCUGAGAGAGUCUGCAGAUCUCCGGUCACAAGCUACGGAUGCAAAAAAUCAGGCUAAAAACAUCAGUCGCUAUCUAUCUGGGUAUCAAAAAGCGUCAGAGCCCCGGACCCCCCGAUGCGGCUGGGAUCUGAGGGUACGGAGCCCGCGGGACCCGGCCGAGGUGGUGCUGGCACUGCGGGAGGCGGCGCAGGGCUGCGGCUGCCAGGUCCACCAGGCCGGGUCCUUCCUCCUCUCCUGCACCCAUGGAGCCACAGGCUCCCGUGUUGCCUUUGAAGCCGAGGUGUGCCAGCUGCCCAACGGCCCCACCGAGACCAGCGGUGUCCGAUUCAAACGCCUGUGGGGGACACCGCUUGCCUUUCGGGACAUCGCCACCAAAGUAUCCAAAGAACUUGAACUCUGAGGUCAACAGGGGGUGGAGGCCAGUGGCACAAGCAUGGGACAUAAAGAUGCAAUGAGCAUUAAAGGAACUAGCCCUGUCCCCACCCCCGCCUCGUCUACAAAGCCUAUAAAGACUGGCAGAAACAUAAACACACAGACAUUGCGAGCUGGGCACCUGUUCACAAAAAAGCCCAGCUGAAGGAACUCCCUUUACCAGGUCUAUUUCACCAUUGGUUUUACCUGGUACUUUAGCCAUGUUAUUUUUAACACAGGUUUUCCAGUUUUUUUUUUUUUUUUGUUUGUUUUUGUUUUGUCACAACACUCACAAAUUUUGUUUUGUCACAACAUGUCAUUCCUUUUUAACUGCUGCUAUUUAACUGAUUUUUGAUUCAUAUUCUCCUACUGCAACUGCAAGGAGAGUAUUGUUUAUGUUUAUUUUUAUUGUUGUUUAAUGGGAUAGUUCACCCAAAUAUUAAAAUUUUUCAUUCAUUUAUUCACCCUUGUGUUGUUGCAAAACUGUAAGACUUUCUAUCUUCUGUGGAACAGAAAAGGAGAUAUUUAGCAGAAUGUCCAAGCUUUUAUUUUUGGGUGAACUGUCCCUUUAAAUACCAACCAAAUUCACAAAACAUGUGUGAAAGCCACACCAUUCUGAACUGUAGACAUACUGAGCCAUUUUGCAAUGCAAGUGCUAAAAAGUGAUAGCAAUUUCUCAAAUUUUUUUAAUGAUCUGUCCUUCUUGGUUGUUUUAGCCAUGUAACUUGCCAGUGAUGCAAGUUGAGUAGGUGAUGUCUGCUUUUCUGAGCCUCCUGAUUUUAGUCCUUGAUUUUUCUGCUUCUCAGCAGUCCCAUAUUAUUACAUGGUUGAACACCAUAGCACUUUAGGACCGAGUGAGCAACAUCACCUUUUAAAGCAGUUCUCCUCAUAAAGUGGUGCAAUUUUCCUGUUGAGCCAAGUUAAGACACAAUGCUCUUUAUUUUGCUCUUGUAAGUGUUACACUGAUAAAAAACCUCUGUUAUCUUGCCAAAAGUGCACUCUGCUUAAUGGCCACAAACAGACUGUUGACUUUGUUUAUUUCUGAUUUGACAUAGUAACCUUACCUUCAAGAUUGGAAAAUGUCUGAGCUGUGCAAUGUGAGAAAAUGCAAGACUGAUUAAUACAACACUUGUCUGAAAUCCCUUGAUUUGUGUAUCAGUUUAUUUAUAGCGUUGUAUCCUUUUGAAUGGAAAGUACUUUUUAAGUGCUUAAGUCUGGCAAAUGAUCUGUUACAUUUUUAUUUAUUUGCAAGUUAAAUUCUAAGGCUUUGUGCCCUAAUGUGUUAUAAUGGAUUUCCAAUGUGCAUUUAGUUCAAAACCAAAAUAACUGAAUAUGGAAGUUUAAAAAAAAUAUUAUAACAAUGAAGUAAUUAUUACCAAGUGUAAUUAGAUGAUGACACAUUUUGUCCAUUUAGUCACUCUAAACUAGCUAUCCGCAGUUGUAGAUAUGUUUGCAUUUGUGUGCUUGAGGAUAUAAGAGUUUAAAACACAGGGUGAUUGUUACAUGGGGCCAUUUAUUAACUUUGUACAACCAAAAAAAGGUUUAGGUGAAUACAACAUAGCCAGGGUUUCCCAGCCAUGUGGAGGUUUGAUCCCAGGAUGUUACAGAAGGAACAGGAAGUUAAGUCAAAGGACAAGAAAAAAAAAGAUGACAGGAAAGAAAGGAAGGAGGGAAAAAGAAAGAAAAAGGGAGCAAGGUGGAGUGUCUCUUAGAAAAG